AUGGUUUCUGUUCAGAGGAUGCGAGGCGAUAUGGCUCAAGUACUCGUCAUCUUCUCUCCGGAAGUUCUGCUCUCACUCUUGCUCUGCUUCCUCGUAGUACGCCGCUACUACUUGGCAAGACGAUCCGCGAACAACUGCGAGCAGCUCCAUGACCAUGGCCGCCGUCUCCCGCCGUCGCCUCCGAAGCUCCCUCUCAUAGGCCACCUGCACCUCGUCGGCCCCGACCCGCACAUCUCCCUUGCCGAGCUCUCCCGGAAGCACGCCGGCCGAGACGGCCUCAUGCUCCUCCGCCUCGGCCAGGUGCCCAACCUCGUCGUCUCCUCCCCGAGCGCCGCCGAGGCCGUCCUGCGCACGCACGACCACGUCUUCGCCUCCCGCCCGCCGUCCAUCGUCGCGGACGUCCUCCUCAGCGGCCCCUCCGACGUCGCCCUCGCCCCCUACGGCGAGUACUGGCGGCAGGCCAGGAAGCUCGUUACCACCCACCUGCUGAGCGCCCGGAAGGUGCGCGCGCUCCAGGGCGGCCGCGAAGAGGAGGUGCGCCUUGUGGUGGCCAAGCUCCGGGCGGCCGCGGCCGCGCGCUCCGCCGUCGACAUGACCGAGCUGCUCGGCGCCUUCACCAACGACGUCGUGUGCCGCGCUGUGUCCGGGAAGUUCUUCAGGGAGGAAGGCAGGAACGAGCUGUUCCGGGAGCUCAUCGCCGCGAACGUGGCCGCGAUCGGCGGUUUCAACCUGGAGGACUACUUCCCGAGCUUGGCCAAGGUCGGUCUGCUCCGGCGAGUGGUGCUGGCCAGGACGUGCAGGCUGAAGAAGAGAUGGGACGAGUUGCUUGAUAAGAUCAUAGACGACCACGCAACCAAAUCACCAUGGCUAGUAGGAGGAGUACAUCAUCAACACGAUGAGCAAGAUCAAGACAGAGACUUGGUGGAUAUUCUCUUGUCUCUUCAACACGAGUACAAUCUCACUAGAGACAACGUCAAGGUCAUUUUAAUGGACAUGUUUGCAGCGGGAACAGACACGUCAUCCAUUGUCCUGGAGUUCGCCAUGGCUGAGCUCAUGCGGAAGUCACACCUCAUGGCCAAACUUCAGGCCGAGGUGAGGAGCAAGACACCCAAGAGCCAGAAAACAGUCAAGGAGGAUGACCUAAGCGGCAUGCCAUACCUCAAGGCCGUCGUGAAGGAGACGCUCCGGCUACACCCGCCGGCGCCGCUCCUCCUCCCGCGCCUCACCAUGGCGGAGUGCGAUGAUGUCAACGGCUAUAUGGUACCGGCCGGGACACGCACCAUCGUCAACACGUGGGCUCUCUGCAGAGACACCGAGUCCUGGGGUGAGAAGGCGGAGGAGUUCUGGCCGGAGAGGUUCAUGGACGGGGCCAAAGCAGUUGCCGACUUCAAAGGGAGGGAUUUCCAGUUCCUGCCGUUCGGAGCCGGGCGGAGGAUUUGCCCUGGGAUGGGCUUCGGGCUGGCCACUGUUGAGAUCAUGCUCGCCAACCUUGUCUAUUGCUUUGAUUGGGAGCUCCCCGAUGGGAUGCGGGAGGAGGAUGUUGACAUGGCUGACAUGUUUGGAGUGACGAUGCGUCGGAAGGAGAAGCUCGUUCUUGUCCCGAGGAUACCACAGGAUGCAAACAUAUAGUGCAUGCGCACCAUACUAUCAGUUAGUAUAGAGGCAAUGAAAAUUUAGACCAACUCAAAUAUGAACAUUGCCUAGUUAUGCUUCCCUCCUACAGAAUGUUUAUUUAGGAGAGAUAAAGACACAUGUUGCAUUGGACUUCUCAAAAGAAGUGACAAUAAAAGGUUUGAGCAAAUGUUGAGAAUCCUCCAAAACUGGAAGGAAAGGAAGGAUUCCUAUAGUA
Triticum aestivum (bread wheat) is the source of this 1849-nucleotide messenger RNA. RefSeq names its product indole-2-monooxygenase. The transcript has 2 exons. The coding region runs from base 1 to 1629 and encodes 542 amino acids. The record is from RefSeq and is a predicted model, not a curated record. NCBI's taxonomy places the organism in Eukaryota, Viridiplantae, Streptophyta, Magnoliopsida, Poales, Poaceae. Gene Ontology annotation, molecular function: iron ion binding; heme binding; oxidoreductase activity, acting on paired donors, with incorporation or reduction of molecular oxygen.